Plasmodium malariae is the source of this 1614-nucleotide messenger RNA. RefSeq names its product PIR protein. The record is from RefSeq and is a predicted model, not a curated record. Lineage: Eukaryota; Apicomplexa; Aconoidasida; Haemosporida; Plasmodiidae. The transcript has 3 exons. The coding region runs from base 1 to 1614 and encodes 537 amino acids.
AUGGAAAUGGAAAAAGAAGAGGAAGUUUAUGAAAACAUUUUAAAAGUUUUACCUUCGUUUAAGAUAUAUACUGAGUUGAAUAAGGAGGAAAAUGAUGGACAGUAUAAAAAUUUUUGUAAUAACUUUAAUUCUAUAGAAGAAAAAUACAAAGAUGAAUCUAUUAAACUUUGUAAAAAAGUUGCAAGAAAUUUAGGUAUUCUGUCUAAAGUAAGUAAUUUAAAAGAUUUCUAUAACCAUUGUUCAUAUUAUAAAUUCUGGAUAUAUCGAGAACUAUGGAAAAUUCUUAAUAGUAUGCAGAAUAAAGAUGUAGAUGUUUUAUCUGCUAAAUUUGGUAAUCUACAAAAGUCUCUAAGUGAUUAUUAUAACAUUCGUACUUGCAAUUAUAAAUUAGAUCAUAUAACAUUAGAAGAAUUGAAAGAAAAAAGUAAAGAGAAACAUUUGUAUGUAUAUUUCACAAAUUACGAGAACAUAAAAAGUAAAGAUAUUUGUAAUGAGGUCGAAUAUAGUAAAUAUAAAGAAUACCUUACUUCCAUCCUUAAUUUAUAUAACAUAAAAAAAAAGACUUGUUGUAAUUCUCGGAUAUCUGUGUGUCCAAAUUAUUUUUUGAAUUGUGAUGAAAAGUUAGAUCCGAGUAAAAUAUUAGAUGAAUUAAAUUCUAAAUAUAACAACUGUAAUGAUCUAAAAAGUAUUACAAUUGAGACCAUUGCUAAGGAAUCUGAUACGACGAUAUCUGAUCCUGAAUUUUUGAAUUCAAUUUAUUUUACUAAUUGUCCUUUUAAGGAUAAAGUGAACCAUUCUUCGUGUACAUUAAUUAGAGGAUACAUCAACCCCCCUAGUAGUGAAAUUGCAAAUGGUAAUAAUUCCCAUCAAGAGACACAUAUAAGUUCUAUUGUGGGAGCUGAUAUUUCAAGAUCUAGUACAUAUUCAGCAAAACUUCUAUCUGAAAAAAUUAGAAACAAAGGAGGUUAUAAUAUUCCAGAAGAACACGAUAAAUUGUCAUUGAAUCGAAGCACAGGUAAUGAAUUUAGAUGGAAUUUUGCAGAUGGAGGACUACAGUGUAAGUCUAAAUCAUCAGAGACAGAUAAAUAUGGGCUGUGUAAAUAUAUGGAGGAAUUGGUUGAAGAUGAAUUUUUUAUAAAAAGAGAAGAUUCUAUGGGUUACAAGUUUAAGAUGGGAGAAAAAUGGUCCCCCGAAGAAAUAAUAAGCUCAGUUAGGAAAAAGAGGCAGAAUAUAUCAGGAAGAACUGUACCAUUACAAUUAAGAGAUUUAAGAAGCGCACAAACUUUAAACCCUAGCAAAAUACUCAAUACUGGAAUUAUGAGUUCAUAUGGAGAAGCGUUUCCUGGAACAAAUACUGAAUCUAAUAUAUUGCAUAAUACUUUUUACCGUAUUUCUAUGGCAUUUGCUUUGGUGAUGGGAAUAAUAUUUAUCUUUUUCCUUUAUUUUAAAUUUACUCCCUUCGGAUCAUGUCUAGGUAAAACUAAAAAGAAGAAAAAAAGAUAUAGAACUAAUUUUGAUGAAUUAAAUACGCAAAGAAUACCAAGGAGAUUCAUAAAACGUACUUAUAGAAAUUCUAACAGGAGGAGAUUUAGUGUAGUAAAUAUAGAACAAUAA